Molecule: messenger RNA, 1544 nt
Organism: Scylla paramamosain (green mud crab)
Lineage: Eukaryota; Metazoa; Arthropoda; Malacostraca; Decapoda; Portunidae
Exons: 4
Coding region: 345-854 (169 amino acids)
Source: RefSeq, a predicted model, not a curated record
CGGGCCGGAGCAGCAGUGGUGAAUAAGCGACGUCAAUACUAGCCAGUGAUCCGCGCGUUUGAAAUUUGUUCCUGACAUGUGAAUUUCCGUCCAUCUUCCACUAUUAAUUUUGAAUCGUCCUCCCGUAUUUUCUUCUUUUUGUCAGUGCUUAGUGUCUUAGUGAUGAAAAUGACUGCCUUGGACCAUCUGUCACCGCCACACAGACAGGUGAAGGAUGUGUGUGUUGGUGGGGAGACACCUGGCCGGCUCACCUCAGCGCCUCGUGCCUCAAGGAAAGGGACCAGGGAGGAUGGCAACCUAGAGCCCGUUGGUCAACGCUGCUGGCGGUGGUGGUGGUGGUGGUGAUGGUGGUGAUGGUGGUGGGAGAGGAAGGUGCCUUCUACCACGUCAAAUCUCCCAGUUCUUCCUUCCCUCCUGAGUUAUGGGACGCCACAGAGCAGUGCAGCCUUGGUAGGGAGGUGUCCUUGGGCAGCGACAGUGGGCGGAUGGUGAUGACGGUGGUGGUGGUGGGCGGGCUGGGUGCAGGGGCGGCUCGGAGGUCCUGCCACGCCCACGGAGCCUCGCCUUUCUUCCUCAACACCCAGGAGGACGCCGAUAUCCUGCGUAGGACUCUGAAAGAUUGCGUGAAGAGUGACAAGUUGGGCAGUGUGUGGGUGCCCGUCCGCCGCCACACGAGCCACAAGGGAGUGAACCGUCCAGCCGCGGGCUCCGGAGCUCCAGCGCACGGCAACCUGGAAUAUGACUGGAUGAGCGCGCAGUACAACAGGGGUUCUGACACCAUCAGCCUGUUCCCCUUCCCGCCCAGGAACAUCCGACGCAGGGGAAUUAUUUGCGAGGGGAAAGGAAACGCGUAGAGAUGUGGAAGGGUGGAGGUAAUGUUUGUUUGGUGCGGCCUCUCCCUUCUUUGUGUGUGUGUGUGUGUGUGUGUCUGUGUGUGUGUGUGUCUGUGUGUGUGUGUGUGAAGGCAAGGCCGCCGCAUGACCCUGAGGUGCUGCUCCGUUCAUUGUGUUUGUUUACCCUUUGACUCCAAGCUCGACCUCGGUGCUACUUGUUCUAGAAUGAACUCUUUUUGUGGCCACACGCCCCUCGCCGCCGCCGCCACGCCGCCUGGAUGCCGACCUUUGAAAUGAGAGGCGGCGUGGCGGCGGCGCGCGUGGCAUGCAGGCGCCGUGUGUGUGCCGUGCUGCAGGUUCCUGUGUUGCGGGCUGAGUGUGUGGCUGCGUGCAGUGUGCGUCAAUUUCAGUGUGUUGCAUUGCCGUCUUAUCCAAGCUGCCCUGGACUCUGAGGCAUGGAGGCGGCGUGUCGGCAAGCAAGUCACCGUGAGAUGCGUGUGGGUGUGUGGGUGUGGAUGUCGCGGGAGGCUGGGAGCGCCCCGUUGCUAGGGUGGGCAGGUGCAGCAAGAAGCGGUGGCACUCACUCCCCCGCUCUCUCUGAAGCCACUGUUUUCCCUUCCCCGCCUCGCUCCGAGCCGCUCUAGCCCCUCCCUUCCUCAGCCCGGCCAGGAUUUGUUGUUACUCGCAAGUCUAAUAAAGCUGUUAUUGGAG